AACACGAUGCGUGCAUUUGAUUGAGUUUCGAACAGAAGUAACUGCGAAACUGGUAAUUAUACAUUCCGACGCGACGAUACAUUUGCGACAAUUGGAUACGACACUUAUAUGUCCGAUUAUGCGUAGGACGUGAAGGCAACGUUUGGUCUGGGUUGGACAGGAAACGACAGACGCGCAGCGCGCAGCGUGUCCCCUACGCGGUCGGGGAGAAGAAUGGCUAAUGGUCUGGGAUACAUGUAGAUGAGACUGAGCGUGAAAACAUGACGAGGACGGAUACUUUAAAGUAGUUUUGAUAUAUUUUCCAAAACGGCUCACCUCCCGAGACCCAAGAAGCGUGACGCAUCUUUCCCACACGACUGUUAUAUUCCCCCGCGGGAAAGGAGACAACCAGAGGACAGGACCCUCUUUGUGAGUCCCAUUUCACUCGGAUUAAAGGCCCCCGUCAGAGUGGAGCGGUGGUUUCGACUGACCUGCAACCUCAAGUAGGAAGAGGGCCAAGCCACUUCAGAAAUGGAGCAGGUAUCAGAUGACGAGUUGGAUCAUGGAGCCGAGGAGGACAGUGACAAGGAGGACCAAGACCUGGACAAAAUGUUUGGAGCCUGGCUGGGGGAAUUGGACAAGCUCACACAGAGCAUGGAUGAUGGCAGGCCCCAGAAGGCACUGCAGAAGCCUCCGCUCAGGCAAGAGACAAACAUUGCCAACUUCUCCUACCGGUUCUCAAUGUAUAACAUAAAUGAGGCACUGAACCAAGGCGACACGGUGGACUUGGAUGCUCUGAUGGCUGACUUGUGUACCAUAGAACAGGAGCUCAGUACUAUUUCCAAGCCAAACUCUCGGAAUCAGAGCAAGCGUGCUCCAGGGGGACGCGGUGCCAGCACCAAGCAGCCGGGCACCAGUGGAGGGGGAAGCAGCAGUGGAGGAAGUGCCAGUAGCAGCACUCGGGCAUCUCCUGCCAACACGGUGCGAGGCGGCAGCGGUGUCAACACCCGCCCUGUGGCUUCCAACAUUUCCCUGGACGACAUCACCUCUCAGCUGGAGAAGGCCUCGCUCAGCAUGGACGAAGCGGCGCGUCAGACGUCCUCGUCGUCCUCAUCGUCCUCGUCUUCCUUCUCCUCCACCACCAUGAGACGUCCCUCGUCCGGCUCGUCCGGCGGCGGGCAGCACCAUCGGCGGACGGGUUCAGUGGGUGCGGUCAGCGAACAGGAGGCUCCGUCCCAGCGCUCCAGCGUCAACUCGGCGUGCGCUUCGGCGUCCAGUAUGGACUCCCUGGACAUUGAUAAAGGGGUGACGACGGGCGGUGAAGCGGAUGGAAGGAGCAGCCCGACCCUACAGAGACAAAACCAAACCAGCACAGAGCAUGUCACACUGCGGUGGGCCGACGGUAAAAGGGCUAGGCGGCGCCUUGACUUCACCUCACAGGAGGAUGAAGUGGAUCGGGCCACUCACUCGUAUCUGGACCAAGAAACCUCGCUUAUUCUGAAAAGCAUAGCUGGAAAGCCUUCUCACCUCCUGACUAAGGAGGAGCACGCCGCCAAGCUAAAGGCAGAGAAGAUCCGAGUGGCCCUGGAGAAAAUCAAAGAGGCGCAGGUCAAAAAGCUGGUGAUCCGGGUGCACAUGUCGGAUGAGAGUUCCAAGACCAUGAUGGUGGAUGAGAGGCAGACGGUCAGGCAGGUGUUGGACAGUCUGCUGGACAAGUCGCACUGUGGCUACAGCCCAGACUGGUCGCUGGUGGAAACCAUUACUGAGCUGCAGAUGGAACGUAUUUUCGAGGAUCACGAGAACUUGGUGGAAAAUCUGUUGAACUGGACGCGGGACAGUCACAACAAGCUCAUGUUCAUUGAGCGCAUCGAGAAAUAUGCGCUCUUCAAGAACCCGCAGAACUAUUUGUUGGGCCGUAAGGAGACUUCAGAAAUGGCUGACAGAAAUAAGGAAGCUUUAUUAGAGGAGUGCUUCUGUGGUGGUUCCGUGUCAGUGCCUGAGAUUGAAGGUGUGCUGUGGCUGAAGGAUGAUGGGAAGAAGUCAUGGAAGAAGCGCUACUUUCUCCUCAGGGCUUCUGGAAUCUACUAUGUCCCAAAAGGCAAAGCUAAGGCAUCCAGAGAUCUCGUGUGCUUCCUGCAAUUGGACCACGUUAAUGUCUAUUAUGGUCAAGACUAUCGCAGCAAAUAUAAAGCACCGACUGACUACUGCCUGGCUUUGAAGCAUCCACAGAUCCAAAAGAAGUCACAGUAUAUUAAGUAUUUGUGCUGCGAUGAUGUCAGGACCUUGCACCAGUGGGUGAAUGGAAUUAGAAUUGCAAAGUAUGGGAAACAGCUCUAUAUGAACUAUCAGGAGGCCAUGAAAAGAACAGAGGCUGCCUAUGAUUGGUCCUCUCUAUCUACCUCGAGCAUCCGAUCAGGAUCCAGUUCUGCAAGCAUACCCGAAUCACAAUCUAAUCAUUCAGGCCAUUCAGACAGUGGCGUGGACACGGGGUCUGCUCAUGGUCGCUCCCAGAGUGUUGUGAGUUCCAUCUUCUCAGAGGCAUGGAAGAGAGGCACUCAAUUGGAGGAAAAUACCAAGAUGCGAAUGGAGGCUUCCAGAGGAGCUACGUUGCCACAUGCCUCCCACAGUCACCGCCACCACAGCCAACAUUCAGUCGAUCACUCGACAACGGCUCCUCCAUCUCAACCUCUUCAGCCUCCGGCUCAUCCCCAGCAACAACUUCAGCCACGGACAGUUGAGCAGCACCUGCCCCCUAAGCUACAGUCUCCUCAACAAGUCUCGCAGCCACAGUCACCUCAACGCUUGCAGCAGCCUCCGCCGCAACAACAGGAGCACCACACCAUGAGCAGCUCCAGCCAACAGCCGGCACACCCUGUGAACAGCUACAGCCAAAUGCCUCCACCACCAUCACUACAGCAGCAGACGCACACAAACUACAAUCAGCCGCUACACAAAGUAAGCAACUACAUUGUUGCGCCGUCCCAACAGCCACCACACAGCCACGUGUGUCCCCCACAGCAACAGCCAGCACCUCCUCCACCGCCUCCUCCUCCUCCUCCACCACCUCCACCACCCCCAGUCCAAACCAUGUCACACUACUCUCCAGCACUCAACAUGUACAAGUUCAGUACAAUAACCAGGCUGCAGAACCAGAACCAGGCUGGCAGUCACCACAGGAUGCAACCUCCCCCAUCGCAGACAGCGCCCACCGCAAAGGUGCACAUCAAACCAAAUGUCAAUCACAUUGCAGCAAGGACUAAUGUCCCGCCCCCUCCUCCUCCUCCACCGCCACCGUCUAUGCCGACCCCCGGCUCCGCCAUGGCUGCACUGAAGUUCGGCCCUCCGAGUCCAAACGCCCUGGCUGCCUUCAUGGGUCCACAGAGCAAUGGAGUAGCAUUCCCUCCUCCCCCGCCCCCAUCAACGGCAGGUCCCAUCAGUCAGUCGACGUAUCCGAUCAUUCUCAAGCAUACGCUGAAAGAAAGGUUUCCCAGCCCACCACGAGAUCUCCUGUCUGCAAACGGAGAAGUUGAAGACUCCCCACUUCCUGCUCCUAAUCCAUCACCGCCGCCUCCACCACCACCACCACCUCCUCCACCACCACCACCCCCUCCUCCCCAGCAGCUUCCGGCAGCGGCCCAGUUCCCACCACCUCCACCGGCGGCAGCACCCAAAUCCUUCAGCCCAGGAUUUGUUCCUCAUACUGCCCCCAAACCUGUGUCACCUGUCUCACCAUUCCCACCAGCCCCGCCACCAUCCACCUUGGGUGGGCUACCACCCCCGCCGCCCCCUCCUCCACCCGCACCCCUCAAGAAGCAGUUUAGUCUCCAGACAAGCUACACCUCCAGCCAGCCUCCGCCGACUCUUCCCAAGCAGCACAGUCUGUCGAAGCCUCCUCCUGUUUCCACGGGAACCCCCCCAGUCUCGUCUUUGGUGAAACAGCUGGCAAGUCAGUUUCCGGGGGCUUCCACCCAAGUCGCCAAUCACACGGAGAACACCAAAGUUCCCGUCUCUCCGCCUGCGGUCAAGUCCAAACCAAGAUGGCAGCCUGUUGGCAGUCAGCAGCUGCAGUCGUCAGAGUUCCCACCCCCUCCGGACAUUGUCAACAGUAGUGGUUUCCCAGCUCCGCCAUUAGCACCACCCUUGGCCCCUGCCUCUUGUCCGACGCCACCGCCCCCGCCGCUUCCUUCUGGGAACAUGGGAUCACCUGCGAGGACGUCACCCUCCUGUCUAGGAGGUAAACAACCUCCUCCGACCCCCCAGAGAAACUCCAGCAUCAAAUCUGACUCGUCUGCGUCCUAUGAAGAAUCCAGGAGGAACCUCCUCAGUAAGUUUGCCCCGCAGAGCAACACGACUUCAUCCUCCCUAUCUUGCGCAACUGGGUCUCCGUCAAAGGAUCCCUCAGGGGGACCCCGUGCACCACCAAAACCCGGCAAGCUAAACCUGGCCAACCUGCCCUUGGCUCUUCAGGCCAAAGUCAGCCAAGCGAAGCAAUCCGGCAAUGACUUCCCCUCUCCGCCAUCCGAGUGUGUCAACUUCCCUCCUCCGCCGCCACCGUCUGAGCUCUUCCCACCUCCUCCUGGGAGUGAUUCUCAUAGUAGUGGACCUCCACGGGUAGCUGUGGUGAACCCCCAGCCUCAAGCCCCUCCUCCUCCCCCUCCCCCACCAGUCUCUAAUAUGAACAACUCCACUUGGGGUAAGAGCUCCCUGAAAAAGACUCCUCCGCCAACAUUUGUGCGCCGUAGCAACACCACACCGGAACCCCCACCGCUGUCACCACCGCCCCAGCUACCUCCACCCACCUCACCGAAGGGCAGCUCAGGCCAGCCCAACUUCCUUGCCGAUCUAAACCGGACCCUCAAGCGAAAAUCCGUGGGUAGGCAAGGCAAAACGGACCCUGCUGGGACGAUGGAUGACAUGGCGCUGCCGCCGCCUCCCCCCGAGCUGCUCCUCGAACAGGAAAAGCAAAGCAACGGAGGAAAUGACGGCUACAUGUCCGGGAACAUCUCAGGCUAUGCAACGCUCCGACGAGGACCCCCACCCGCACCGCCAAAACGGGGUGAUGCCACCAAGCUUACUGGGUAGAGAUGAACAAAGUUUUGUCCUCUACGUUUGGGAUCACAAAUUGCUAUCGUACUGUAUAUACCAAAAGUAUUUCUGAAUUUGGUUUUUCAAAUGCUCAGGAUUUUACUUCUCAACGUUUGGACUCAGCAUGUACUUUGGAAUUUACCGCUUAGUCAAACUUUGCGCUCCUACCCCUUCCAUUCCUGUUUUUUUUCUGCUUACGCCUGUCUGAUUUAUGUGCUCACUGAGCCUGCAGAUAUGAUUGUAUCAUCAAAUUUGGGGCAUUAUUCGAAUGUCUCGGAACUCGGUAUCGAGUUUGCCGGGGGAAUUUGCGCCAACUUGUGCUAUUUCUUACAGGGUAUUACAUGACCAGGCAAUCAUGUAAAUACACUGUUGAAAAAUGAGUUUCUGGGCAUUUGAAUCAUGUAAAUAGUUACAAAAAAAAAAUUUCCUGGAAAUUUGAAUAAUGCCCAACAUUUUAAGAUCAAAUCAUAUCUGCAUACUCAAACAGGCGCAAGCACAAAAAACUGGAAAACCAAAAUAAAUCUUGUACAUUGAGCAUUUGAACUAAAUUACAAAUGAAUUUGGUGAACAGGAUUAAAUUCAGGUUGGACCCAAACCAAAUCUUCUGUUGCUGCGUAUUGCAAAAGGCAAAAAAAAAUGACCUUGUUCUUGUAAAUGCAUUUGUGGGAUUGAGUGUCAUGCAAACAUGCAUUGAGCAAUGAGUUCCAUGCAUGAGUAAGAUCCGCCCAUGUGGAUUAGGGCUUGUUUGCUUUUGUGACAAAUUAUUUAAAUGAUUAAUUGAAGUAUUUUUUUAUUUUGGAUCAAUGGAGGUCUGGUCAGAUGUGAUUACGGAAUGUAUAUCAGAAGUUACAAAUGACAUCCACAGUGUCGACAACAUACAGUCGAGCUUCAAAUCAGCUCAAACAUAAUGUGGUGUCUUAUUAUCCCGUGACAAAAGCAAAGAAGGAGGCCUUAUUCUUUAAGUCUUGCACAGUGUGUGGGGGGGGCGGGGUCUAAAUGCUCAACAGACUAGAGUAAAAUACUUUCCAUGGACUUGUCAAGAAAAUUGGAGGGCAAUUGUUGUGGAGUGCCCCCACCACCCCCAUAUUUCUUAAUCCGUUUGUAUAGUUGCUGCAGCAGCUGCUGCCAUGCUGCCCCCUCCCCAUCCAUGUCACAUCAUAACAAUCCAGGAAGCAGGCUGGAUUCAUCCGGGUGAAGGAAACUUCCCAGGAUACUUACUGUACAGUACAUCAAUUCAUGCGACGAGGACAAGAGACUUGAACGUUGCUCUCAUAUUGUUGGGUAUUUUGCAGCUGCGUUGUGUUGCCAAGUUUUCAACCUAACUGCUUGCAGCAGUGCCUUCAUUUUCAUCAAGAUGCUUGCUUACCCAACAUAUUUUCAUCACUAGUAAAGAUGAAAUAUUGGAAUUUGUUGAAGGGGUUCUAAAGACUAAUGGAAACUAUUGCAUUCAUGUGGUUGGGCUAGUUGAAAACCACAACAACCUUCGUGACUGACUCCAUACAUGCUACACCUUUAUUCUAACCAACAUGGUUGUGGUAUAUUUCUUUUUU
Messenger RNA from Syngnathus acus (greater pipefish), 6614 nucleotides. It is a transcript of the gene raph1b, whose product is annotated as Ras association (RalGDS/AF-6) and pleckstrin homology domains 1b. The record is from RefSeq and is a predicted model, not a curated record. Gene Ontology annotation, cellular component: plasma membrane; cytosol. Bases 511 to 5061 code for a protein of 1516 amino acids. The transcript has 19 exons. Gene Ontology annotation, biological process: signal transduction. NCBI's taxonomy places the organism in Eukaryota, Metazoa, Chordata, Actinopteri, Syngnathiformes, Syngnathidae.